This is a messenger RNA of Aaosphaeria arxii CBS 175.79, 2034 nucleotides long. RefSeq lists its product as uncharacterized. Gene Ontology annotation, molecular function: DNA-binding transcription factor activity, RNA polymerase II-specific; DNA binding; zinc ion binding. The coding region runs from base 16 to 1986 and encodes 656 amino acids. Lineage: Eukaryota; Fungi; Ascomycota; Dothideomycetes; Pleosporales. The record is from RefSeq and is a predicted model, not a curated record. The transcript is spliced from 8 exons. Gene Ontology annotation, biological process: regulation of DNA-templated transcription; DNA-templated transcription.
AUAACAUCAAGCGAAAUGUCGACAAUUGGCAGCGGAGAGACGGUUCAUUCAAGGCGGCAGCGGCUUUCAGGGAUACCACGCGCGUGCGAAGCGUGUAGAGUGCGCAAAAUUCGUUGCGAUCGCACUACACCAUGUUCCAACUGCCUAACAUCUGGGAUCAUAUGUCAAGGUUCUAGCCCACCAUCCGACAAUCGCUCCAAGUCAAAUAAGGUCGCUCUGCUGGAGGAGCGAAUAGAGGUUCUCGAGAGCCGCCUUCGCACCGUCGAAAAGACCCUCACGGACCGAAGCACUCCAUGUGCAUCUAGCACAAUCGAGCAUGAGCGUGCAACUACCUUUCCGAGUGGCGCCACUAAUCUCUAUGAGGGAGAUUCUGCAUUCACUAAUGAGUUGCUCCAGGUUAGCCAAGUAGCUCAGAAGACGGCCCAUGGGGCGCCUGGUCUAGAGGCAUCGUUCGGUGAUAUCCGAGCUCUGCUUGAGUCCUCGAGCAAGCUUGAGAACCACAAAUUUUCUCGCAGUCCGGCGUUACGGUCUGCACCUUCCUUGAUACCUUUACCGUUUGCAGUUGUGGCUGCAAUCCUACGUCGGAUCAAAGAACGCACCCCAAUAUUUUGCUAUGGAUAUUUCCUCACCGACAUAUCACAUAUUGAACAGCUUUGUCAGAAGAUCUACAGUUUCACGGAUUCUGUAACGCUUAGUCAUGUCACAAGCGUGCUUGGGAUUCUUUAUUUCAUUUUGAAAGAACUCGUGGCUACCUCAGAUCAGCUUUGUGAGGAGCAUAGCCUUGAUAUUCACUUGAAAAAUUGCGAGCAGAGCUUGAAGUCUAAUAUCGAGACAUAUGAACUCUUGGCUGUGCCCAGUUUCGAGAGUAUCCUUGCCCUUGCUUUUGGGGCUCUCAAAGCACAGGAAGACGCAGAGGCCUUUAUUUCAUGUACCCUCAUAUCUGGAGCCGUCAAUCAAUGCCUUACUUUAGGGUACCAUCGUGAAAAAACAUACGGGAACUGGCGCGAUGGCAAUGCUGAGAAUGCACGUCGGCUUUUCUGGUCAAUUUACAUCUCUGAUAAAACAUUGUCAUUGCUACUAGGACGUUCUUCUUACUUGCAGGACCUUGAUAUCGACGCACUGUACCCAAAUAUUUCCACGAAUCCGCUUCGCAGGCCUUGGGACGAGAACUUCGUAAUGGCAAUUCGCAUAGCCCGUGCUCAAGGCCAGAUCUACGAUCGACUGUAUUCACCUGCCUCUCUGAAAGCACCUAUAGAACAGCGAACACAAUCUUUAAAUGAGUUGGUGGAUAUUAUGUCAUGCUGGCGCAAUGAGCAAACUAAGAUUGAUCCGAGCAGAGCAGCAUAUUCUGAAAUAUGGGCUAUCUCUAGGCAUCACUGGGAUGUCAUCUAUUAUUCAACCCUAACAACUCUUUUACGGGCAUCAAAAACCCCUAGAGUUGGAACAGAACUUACGGCUCAAUGUUUCUACUCUGCGCGCCUUAACUUAGAAAGUCACAUGUCUUGCUUUGCUACUUGGGACAAAUGUGGUACCUUGUCGGGCAAGGAUUAUGCAAACUGGGUGCUACACUACUCGUCUUUCACGAGUUUUGUCGUCAUCUUUCUCCACGCCAUUUCGGCUGCCAGAAUGGAAGACGUACAGCUUCUCGAUGACGUAGUAGAGACACUGAACAAUGUCCAGCAUACAUCUAAGCUCUCGGAAAGACUCUAUAAAAUAUGUGCUAUUCUCGCGGGACUUUCCAGAGCGCUAAUAGGUUUGGGAAAUGCUACUAUUGGAACAUACGAUUCAAAUGAGGACACGCUACAUUUCUCAGAAAACGCCAGUCAGUCACCUGCAUUCCUACCAGAAACUCUACAAGACUCGUUAUCGGUAGAUAUGACUGAGUUUUUGGAUGACUGGGAGGCCAACGACUUAGGCGUUGUUUUAGCAAAUUGGGCGAAUGGAGACUCAACUACGCUGGAUAUGCACUGGGAUAGCCGGUGUUGAUAAUUUAUGAUAUGUAGAUAGAUCAAAUCAACCCUAGUGAUGAAAAAA